Molecule: messenger RNA, 2053 nt
Organism: Solea solea (common sole)
Lineage: Eukaryota; Metazoa; Chordata; Actinopteri; Pleuronectiformes; Soleidae
Gene: fbp2
Product: fructose-1,6-bisphosphatase 2
Exons: 7
Coding region: 350-1363 (337 amino acids)
Biological process (GO): gluconeogenesis; fructose 6-phosphate metabolic process; fructose 1,6-bisphosphate metabolic process
Cellular component (GO): cytosol; cytoplasm
Molecular function (GO): fructose 1,6-bisphosphate 1-phosphatase activity
Source: RefSeq, a predicted model, not a curated record
UGUGAUUUAAAAAAAGCAAAGAACAGAUUCCAAGAGCUCAUGUUUCCCAAGUCUUAUGUCUUUUUAAGUCUAAGUCUUUUUGACUUAAGUGAUGAAAAAGCUGGUCAUUGCUUAUGUGUUGUGCAGGAUUAGAGUGUCCCGGUAUCUACAGAUGAUACCCAACACCCAUCACACGCACCACACACACACACUCUCUCUCUUCCCCUCACCGCUGUAAGCACAAAUAGAUUCCCUGGCUCAGCUGCGUCGCUCUGCGUGUAUAAAGGACUUGGCUAAGAGUGCGGCCGCUCACUUGCUGUCACUUGCAAAACAACAAGCUCCUCUACCAGGGAGACACAGAAGAACCAGCAUGUCCGACCAGUCGGCCUUUGACACAAAUGUAUGGACCCUGACUCGGUUCGUCAUAGAGACCGGGCGCCAGGCCAAGGGGGCGACCGGUGAGCUGACCCAACUCAUCAACGCCAUGCUGACGGCCAUCAAAGCCAUUUCCUCUGCUGUGCGCAAGGCAGGCCUGUCCCAUCUACAGGGCCUGGCGGGCUCUGUGAACGUGACAGGGGACGAUGUGAAGAAGCUGGACGUGCUGUCCAACGACCUGGUCAUCAACAUGCUGCAGGCCUCGUACAGCACCUGCUGCAUGGUUUCUGAGGAGAACGAGGGACUCAUCAUCACUCCCAAGGACAAGAGGGGGAAGUACGUGGUCUGCUUUGACCCUCUGGACGGCUCCAGUAACAUCGACUGCUUGGCUUCUAUCGGCACUAUAUUUGCCAUUUACAAACGGACAUCAGAUGGGGAGCCUACAGAGAAAGACGCCCUGCAGCAGGGCAACAACAUCGUCUGUGCCGGCUACGCCCUCUACGGCAGCGCCACCCUGGUGGCUCUCAGCACUGGAGCUGGCCUCAACUUCUUCAUGCUGGACCCUGGUAUCGGUGAGUUCAUCCUCACUGAGAGGAACGUGAAGAUCAAGCAGAAGGGAAAGAUCUACAGUCUGAAUGAGGGCUACGCCAAAUACUUCCACCCCUCCAUCAACGAGUACCUGAAGCACAAGAAAUACCCAGAGGAUGGAAGUGCUCCCUAUGGAUCCCGCUAUGUGGGGUCAAUGGUCUCAGAUGUUCACCGCACCAUCGCCUAUGGAGGGAUCUUCAUGUACCCCGCCAACGAGAAGAGCCCAAAGGGAAAGCUGAGGCUUCUGUACGAGUGCAACCCCGUCGCCUUCCUCAUCGAGCAGGCGGGAGGCCUCGCCACCACCGGCACCCAGAGGAUACUGGACGUCCAGCCUGAAGCGCUGCACCAACGGGUGCCCUUCGUGGUCGGCUCCCCUGAUGACGUCAACGAGUACCUGUCGAUUGUCAAGAAGUUUGCUUAAGGCUGAGGAAAGCUUUGAUGAAGUCGUCCAAUCUUAAUCAUUGUAUAUAUACGGUAUAUUAGAAUGCAAAUAAUUCAGGAGGAUCAGUAAUAAAGUUAUAGUGACUAUUCUAACAGCCAUGGUUGUUCAAAUCUUUAACCUGACGCUAUUAUUGACCCUGGUUGUUUUGAGCAAUAUGUGUAUUUGUUAAUCUGACCUUCAGAUGUUGUGUCACCUUCAUUUUCUCAGCUGAUGUCAACAGCUCAGGUCCCAGCCCGAAAUCCUAUCCUGACCUGACGUGGCGUUUGUUACAAGACUGAGAAACUUUGUUUUUGUCUCUGUAGAAACAUCAGUAGAAACAGGUGAUACUUUGAAUUACACCAAAUGUAAACGAUAGCCUGGCGUUGGAUCAUACGGAUGAGGGGAGUCAUUAGAGCCGCAUUGUUGGAUCAAAAAAUUUGGGAGAUAUUGUAGUAUGAUGAAGUGGAAUUGCGUCUUAAGUGUGGGCCAGUGUAGCAAUAACAGAAAUAUUAUCUUCAUAUUAUCAAACAAUUGCAUGUAUUUACUUAAACCCUGGUCGUGUAGCCAUUUUUGAUUGUUUGACAAUUAAUCGUGCAGCCCUAGUAGUUAUGUUUACUUUUAUAUGAAAAUGUUUGUGAGUGAGCGUGAGGAUUUUCCACUUGUCGUCCAAAUAAAAAGAAUAAAAACAUC